Molecule: messenger RNA, 656 nt
Organism: Liolophura sinensis
Lineage: Eukaryota; Metazoa; Mollusca; Polyplacophora; Chitonida; Chitonidae
Product: peptidase inhibitor 15-A-like
Exons: 7
Coding region: 1-525 (174 amino acids)
Cellular component (GO): extracellular region
Source: RefSeq, a predicted model, not a curated record
AUGCACAAACCUCCGCCAUGGCUUAAAGGUACGAAUUCCUCCACACAGCCCUGUCUCUCAAUGGUGGUAUGGGCUAAAUCUCAGUACUUCGGCUGCGGCGUAGCGUACUGUCCAACGCUGACCCAUCCAGGUGUUGAGGAUAAGAAAUACGCUGUAUAUGUUGUAUGUAACUACUCUCCACCCGGCAACUACAACGACAACCGUCCUUACAAUGCGGGUACCUCGUGCUCGGAGUGCCCAGCCGAUACAAAGUGCAAGAACAAUCUCUGCAGCGAAUGUAAUGGUGUUUGUGGACAUUAUACACAGGUGGUAUGGGCUAAAAGUACAAAGGUAGGCUGUGGUUACGCCAAGUGUCCCACUCUAAAGAUGCCCAGUGGCAAUACGGUGAAGAAUGCCAUAUUUGUGGCGUGUAACUACCAGGUUGCCGGGAACUACGCUGGUCUUCCGCCGUUCACAAUGGGUAAAAAAUGCUCCAAGUGCCCCUCAGGAACCAAAUGCAAGGACAGUCUCUGCGUCCCGAAGUAACAGACGAGAAUCACAUGGUGUCUGUAUACGAUGAAUAUAUGCUUCUGUUAAAACCAUUAUCACCAGGCAAAAGUGCCCAUCUACAUGUAUUAUCUUUUUACUGUAAACACAAUAAAAACUAUGACUAAUCA